Messenger RNA from Oryza brachyantha (malo sina), 1524 nucleotides. Its product is annotated as pentatricopeptide repeat-containing protein At3g22690-like. Gene Ontology annotation, biological process: RNA modification. Gene Ontology annotation, molecular function: protein binding; RNA binding. Lineage: Eukaryota; Viridiplantae; Streptophyta; Magnoliopsida; Poales; Poaceae. The coding region runs from base 48 to 1514 and encodes 488 amino acids. The record is from RefSeq and is a predicted model, not a curated record. The transcript has a single exon.
CUGCGUCAUCAUUGUUGGCUGCAGUACUAGCGGAAGAGAGAUGCUUCAUGGGCGCUUUGGGUUGCUCGCUCUUCUCCCCCGCCACUUCCUCUCUCCCGCCAAAACCACCCCUCUCCAAACGGGCCCAGGACGGCGCCGCCCUCGUCCGAUGCCGCGCCGCGCUGCCGGGGGACGCCGCUCUCCGCGCCUUCCGCCGGCACCACGUCUCCGGGCGCGGCCUCAACGCCAACCCCGCGCUGACGCCCGCGCUCGCGGCCUGCGCGCGGCUGCCCUCGGCGGCGGCCGAGGCGGAGCAGAUCCACGCCCUCCUCGUCAAGUCCGGCGCCCCGCAGUCCGCCUCCGGCGUCUACGCCUCCACCUCCCUAGCACGUGUCUACGCUCGGCUUGGCCGCCUGGGCGACGCGCGGAAGGUGUUCGACGGAAUGCCAGUAAAGACGGUGGUGUCAUGGAACGUGCUUCUUGAUGGGUUUGUGCGAGCCAGCGACCUGGAUGCUGCAUGGGAGGUGUUUGUGGAAAUGCCGGAGCGGAACGUGGUUUCAUGGAACACUGUCAUUGCUGGUUUCGCGAGGCAUGGGUGUGCUCAGGAGGCAGUGGAUCUGUUUGCCGAGAUGACAAUGGUCUAUGGCUUGGAACCUGACGAGGCCACGAUGGUUGGCUUUGUGUCAGCUGUUCGUGAUAUUGGUCUGCUUGGGAUUGGGAGGAGCGCACACGGGUACGUGAUCCGUCGGGGGCUUUCACUGGAUGGUGCUCUUGGUGUAGCUUUGAUCAACAUGUACACAAGGUGUGGGAGCAUGGCCGACGCCUUCCGGUGCUUCUCGAGUGUCGCCGGCAAGAAUGUGGAGCACUGGACCUCUGUGAUUGGUGGCUUCGCAGCACAUGGUCACCCAGAGAUGGCGCUAAGAUUGUUCACUGAAAUGAGGCAAUUGGGCAUUGAGCCUAAUGGUGUCAGCUUCUUGGCCGUCCUGAAUGCCUGUAGCCAUGGGGGUUUAGUCGACGAAGGCUUCAAGUACUUCAACCUAAUGAGGGCCAUGGGCAUCAGGCCAACGAUACGUCACUAUGGCUGCUUGGUAGAUCUUCUCGGCCGUGCAGGGUUCUUGGAAGAAGCCUUCAAACUCGCCAGCAGUCUACCGGAAGAUCCGGGUCUUGUGAUCUGGAGCUCACUACUAGCUGCUUGCCAGAGCCAUGGCAAUGUCGAGAUGGCAGAGGUUGCUGCUCGGAAGUUGGCAAGCGCGGAGCCAAGCCAUGGCAGCUCCUAUGUCUUGUUGUCCAACACAUAUGCACGAGCUGGACAAUGGGAAGACUUGAGGAGAACGAGGAGGGAUAUGGAGGAGCAUGGGGUAAUGAAGAAGCCUGGUCUUAGCUGGAUCGAGUUAGAUGGCCAUGUACAUUCCUUUGUCACUGCGGACAAGUUACACACAGCAAGCGAAGAUAUCUAUCAGAUGUUGGACGAUUUGAAAGUAAAUUUGAUAUCAGCUGGAAGUGAACCUGAAACACUUGCCCUUCUUGAAAAUUAAUUCACGGAAU